UGAUUUAAUAAGUGAUCUCUAAUUUAGACGUUAAGCCAAAGCGCCCGCACUUUCGCCGCAAAUGACAGUAUCAUUGAAAACACGGAUUCAAACUUGAAAAAGCUUGAGAUAUCGACCAAACAGUUCCAAAUGCAAUUAGAAGACAUUAACAAAAGUGAUGUUUUGGUUCUCAAACAAUACAUGCAUUACAGUUGUGAACGAAUCCGAGAAGUGGUCGACAAAAUCAAUUAG
Medioppia subpectinata is the source of this 231-nucleotide messenger RNA. The record is from the annotation of a GenBank genome assembly. NCBI's taxonomy places the organism in Eukaryota, Metazoa, Arthropoda, Arachnida, Sarcoptiformes, Oppiidae.